UGCAACCUUCCGGGGUCACCUUUACGUUUCUUCGACAGUUUGGGCGGAGAAAUUUUUCGGAGCAAAGUAUUAUGAGUACGUCAUGUGGUGUCCGCAACAGCAGUGGCGCGAGCAUGUAGAUGGACGUUCAGCCUACAGGUUUUUAGUCUGUAGUCCACAUUAACAAAAGUGGUGUCACGCAGAAAAGUAAGCUAAGGCAGUUCGAACUGCAAGGAUGAUGAUGAUGAUGAGAAACUCGAUGUCUGCCACCAUGCAGGAUGGCUUUGGCUGCGCUGUAACCAACCGAUUCAUGCAAUUACUGGAUGAUGAAUCAGAUCCGUUCGAUAUUUUGCGAGAAGCCGAGGAAGAGAAGCGAAAGAAGAAAAAGAAAGAAGAAGCCGCUGCAGGGAAAAAAGGUGGAGCAGCGGCAGCGAGCAAGACUGGCAAGAAAGAAUCCCAGCGGGAUCGGAGGUUGCCUGUGAGUGACAGUAACUGGGCCGGACCAGCCGCUGUGGAGAACAGCGUACCACCCCAACAGCUCGGUCAAAAACGUGGCUUUAGAAAGGGAGAACAGCAAGGUUUGAGUGAAUACAGACCCACAGAAAUAAAAAAUGAGAGAAUUGAACGGAGACCUGUGUUCAGAGAGCAGCGUACCUACGAUGAAGGAUCAGCGGAGUUUGGCAUAGAAAGGCCAGUCGAUCGGUUGGAAAGGCCUAUGCGAGGACGUGGAAGAGGAGGAAUGCGAGGCAGAGGUAGGGGAGGUCCCCCACCUAGGAAUGUGGAUGGCUUUGACCAGAGAGGAAAACGAGACUUUGAAAGGCACAGUGGAAGUGACAGGACGGGAAUCAGACCAGAGGACAAGAGGGGUGGAAGUGGAGCUCACAACUGGGGAACAAUUAAAGAUGAUCUGAGUGAAAUUGAGCAGAAUGCAGUUACUGCAGCAGAGGAACCUGCUGAAGCCAAAACGACUGAAGUGCCAGAAGGAGAUGCUGAGAACAAAGAAGGAACUGGAGAUGCAGAAGGAGAGGACCAUUGGGAAUCCGAAAUGAGCUUGGAUGAAUGGAAGAUGCUUCAGCUGCAAAGUAAACCAAAAGCUGAAUUUAAUAUCCGCAAACCAGAUGCUUCUGUGCUCAAAAAAGCAGUUGUGAUUCACAAGUCCAAGUUCAAAGAUGGCCUGAAGAUUGAAGAUGAAGAUGAUGAUGAGGAUGGUGACCAUCACUACCUCCGAAGACCAGUUAAUGACAUUACUUCCCAACUCGAUAUUAACUUUGGCAGCUUGUCACGUCCUGGAAGAGGUGGCAGAGGCAGAGGUCGUGGAGGUAGAGGAAGAGACAGGAGGGUUGCAGAAACUAGACCAGAAAUUCUGCCAGAACUGCCACAGGGACUAGCUCCUGACCCAUAUGAUCCUGAAGCGUUUCCUGCUUUGGCCUGAAGAAACUCAUUGCUACUGGUUGUGUUUUGACUUGAAAGCUUUGGUGCAGCUAUGACGGGAAGAUGCCUGUGCUUCAAAUUAUAUAGUAAGAAGGGUGACAGUCUUCAUGUGAAGUGACUUUUUCACCACCUGUGCUGUGAUUUGAUUGCACUUAUGAGGUUGCAUAGUUCUGCUGAAGAUAAAGGACCAAAAUGUUACUACUGACCACCUCCUGUGCUCAUCCGCACAAUUUUGAAGAUUUUCUUCAGUGCUCUGAAAAGUUUACAUGGGAUUUGUAAUGGCACUGUUUGAACAAUGAGUAACUAAAUACUUGGUAUUGUGUUAUUUCCAUUGAAGCACUGAGUUCUAGUUAAAAUUCAUUAAAGGAUAUAUUUACUCUUUUGAAUUUGAGGUGUCAAGUGUGGUUUAAAGAUGGCACCAGUCCUACUCUGAAGCAAAAAAGCAAGUUUCCCCUUAAACUAAACAUUUUGUCACUUGUACUUCAGCUUUGAUUCAUUAGGCCUCAAAUAAAAGUUUCUGCUUAUUAAAUGAA
This is a messenger RNA of Protopterus annectens (West African lungfish), 1943 nucleotides long. RefSeq names its product hyaluronan binding protein 4 (gene HABP4). The record is from RefSeq and is a predicted model, not a curated record. Gene Ontology annotation, cellular component: cytoplasm; nucleus. Gene Ontology annotation, molecular function: RNA binding. Lineage: Eukaryota; Metazoa; Chordata; Ceratodontiformes; Protopteridae. Gene Ontology annotation, biological process: positive regulation of RNA splicing; positive regulation of translational initiation. Bases 215 to 1411 code for a protein of 398 amino acids. The transcript is spliced from 8 exons.